AGGACACGGACCACUUACAUGGGCAACCCUUGCAAUAACCCCACAAUCUUUGUGUCUAUUUUUUUGUGUUCCGCAGUCGGGUCAAUCAAAAUCGUUCGGUGACUCUUCGAUCAAAACCUUCAUCGCAUUUUCUUGCCAUUGAUUAAUUACCUGACCUCAUUGACGGUACUGGAGAGUAGAGUCUGGAGUAUAUUUUGCGAUUGACUGGUUUUGGUUGAUUAAUACCCCAAAGCAGUCGAUAGUAUCCUCCUCCCCUCUUCGAUCUUUCUUUUUCUUCACUUCCCUUUUUCCCAAUCUCCCCUCUUUUACACCUUUUUCACCCUUACCACCAUGCUUCGUACCCGACAAGCCAGCCGAGCCGUCAGGGCUUUGGCUCAAACCUCGCGACGGCAACGUUGCUCUUUUACUACCUCGCCAACUGUCUCAGCUAUCCAGGUCAAGAAAACUGCGCCGAGUGCCAUUAGGAAUCAGGCUACUUCGGCCCAAUCAACUGCCCCAGCUAGAGAGGCACCUUCCCCGGCAUUUAAUACUACCAGCGCAAAAGACCAAAGCCAUGUUCAACCCUUGGUCAAUCCUCGAAAUUCUGAGAUGGACGAAUCUUUCGUUGGAAAGACUGGAGGAGAGAUUUUCCACGAGAUGAUGCUUCGAAGAGGCGUUAAGCACAUAUUUGGAUACCCUGGUGGAGCUAUCCUACCGGUGUUCGACGCCAUCUAUAACUCGAAACAUUUUGAUUUCAUUCUACCAAAGCAUGAACAAGGUGCGGGGCAUAUGGCUGAGGGCUAUGCGCGAGCCUCGGGAAAGCCUGGUGUGGUUCUAGUAACGUCAGGUCCAGGCGCCACCAACGUAAUAACUCCGAUCCAGGAUGCCUUAUCUGACGGAACACCCAUGGUUGUUUUCUGUGGUCAGGUUCCUACCACUGCUAUUGGCAGCGAUGCAUUCCAAGAAGCAGAUGUCAUUGGAAUAUCGAGGGCCUGCACGAAGUGGAAUGUUAUGGUGAAGAAUAUUGCCGAAUUACCACGAAGAAUCAACGAAGCUUUCGACAUUGCGACUAGUGGACGCCCAGGCCCCGUACUCGUCGAUCUUCCCAAGGAUGUCACUGCUGGCGUUUUGAGGAGAGCUAUUCCCACCGAAUCAGCUCUCCCGGGCUUACCGAGCGCCGCGUCACGCGCCGCCAUGGAGGCUACCCAAAAACAGCUCCAAGCAUCCCUUCGACGAGUGGCUGAUCUAGUGAAUGUGGCUAAGAAACCUGUAAUUUAUGCCGGACAGGGUGUUGUUUCGUCAAUUGGCGGACCGGAGGUUCUCAAGGAACUCGCCGACAAGGCUUCGAUUCCGGUUACCACCACCCUUCUUGGCCUCGGAGCUUUCGAUGAGUUAGACGAAAAGUCGCUCUACAUGCUUGGCAUGCACGGCUCCGCAUUCGCAAACAUGGCAAUUCAAGAAGCCGAUCUGAUCAUCGCUCUUGGUGCCCGUUUUGAUGAUCGUGUCACUGGCAACACUGCCAAAUUUGCACCCGCUGCUAAGGCUGCUGCAGCAGAAGGCCGAGGUGGUAUCGUCCAUUUUGAGGUCAUGCCAAAGAACAUUAACAAGGUUGUACAAGCAACCGAAGCUAUUGAAGGCGACGUCGCCGAGAACCUACGACAGCUUCUUCCUAAUAUCAACAUAAAACGAAUGCAAGACCGUAAAGAGUGGUUUGACAAGAUUAACUCAUGGAAGGAGAAAUGGCCCAUGCACGCAUUUGAGCGUACCGAGCGACCAGGGAUGAUCAAGCCUCAGAUUCUCAUCGAGGAGCUCAGCAAGCUAGCAGCUAACCAAAGCAAGGACACGAUCAUCGCGACAGGUGUUGGCCAACAUCAAAUGUGGACUGCACAACAUUUUAGAUGGCGACAGCCCCGAUCCAUGGUUUCAUCUGGAGGUCUUGGCACCAUGGGAUUCGGACUUCCCGCCGCCAUCGGCGCCAAAGUCGCUCGGCCAGACGCUCUUGUGAUUGAUAUCGACGGCGAUGCUUCGUUUAACAUGACCCUUACAGAGCUGUCUACCGCUGCGCAGUUCAAUAUCGGCGUCAAGGUUAUCGUUUUGAACAACGAAGAGCAGGGAAUGGUUACACAAUGGCAAAAUCUCUUCUACGAAGACAGAUACGCGCACACGCACCAGAAGAACCCCGACUUCAUGAAACUAUCCGAUGCCAUGGGUAUCCAACACCGAAGACUCAUCAAGCCCGAGGAAACCGUAGAAAGCUUAGAAUGGCUUAUCAACAGCGAAGGCCCCGCUCUCUUGGAAGUAAUGACGGACAAGAAGGUGCCUGUCUUACCUAUGGUGCCUGCAGGGUCAGGUCUACAUGAGUUCCUUGUAUGGGACGGAGAAAAGGAUAAGAAGCGGAGAGAGCUCAUGCACACCAGAACUUGCGGUUUACAUAGCUAAAUGUGUCUUCGUCUUUUUUUAUUGCAUCGGCAGUUGGCGGGAUGUUUUCAUGUGAGAAUACCAUCGGGGAGAGACUUGAGAAAGAAAGAAAUAAGGGGGCCAUUAUAAAAAGGCUGCAUCUGGUGAGGAAAAGGAAUCGAAAAGUGCAUUUCGACCUCGCAUCAAACGAGCACAUUGGGGAAACAUGGCGAAUUAGUCGGCGUUGCUAUCGGUACAUGUUGAUCGUCACUGUGUAUAUGUAUUUUGAUUUAAUGAAUCCGAUCUCGAAGUUUUCGAGAGUCACACUUGACCAUGAUUACUAC
Messenger RNA from Annulohypoxylon maeteangense, 2720 nucleotides. Its product is annotated as acetolactate synthase. Bases 331 to 2418 code for a protein of 695 amino acids. Gene Ontology annotation, molecular function: acetolactate synthase activity; magnesium ion binding; flavin adenine dinucleotide binding. The transcript is spliced from 5 exons. The record is from RefSeq and is a predicted model, not a curated record. Gene Ontology annotation, cellular component: mitochondrion; acetolactate synthase complex. Gene Ontology annotation, biological process: L-valine biosynthetic process. Lineage: Eukaryota; Fungi; Ascomycota; Sordariomycetes; Xylariales; Hypoxylaceae.